ACCUUACCCCCCCCACAUCAGUCUGUCCUGCUUCCAGCUGCUGCAGCCGCGCCUUCUCUGCCUCAGCAUUCAGCAGCCCCCUGCUCCGGCUCAGCAUGGCCACCCCAACACAGAGCCCCACAAAAGUUCCUGAAGAAACAGAUCCAUUUUACUAUGACUAUGCCACCGUGCAGACUGUGGGGAUGACCCUGGCCACUAUCAUGUUCGUGCUGGGGAUCAUCAUCAUCCUCAGCAAGAAGGUGAAGUGCAGGAAGGCCGACUCCAGCCCAACAUGCAAAUCCUGUAAGUCGGAACUGCCCUCCUCAGCACCUGGAGGUGGCGGAGUGUAGGACCUUCUGCAGAUCUCCACUGCUGUCCCUGGCCGGAGCCCAGGAGCCCAAGGACCGGGUGAAGGCGGUGGGGACCCAGCCUAGCGCCGGGGAGUAUGCCCCCAAUGAGCCGCCACACCCACCCCAAGGCAGGAGCCACUGCACCUCGCUGUCCUUCCCCAGGCCUUGGCAACGACGAUCCCCCAAAGAGCCCAUUUGCUCCCCAGACCCAGAGACUCAGGCCUCCAGCUCCUGGGAUCCAGGAGUCUGUCCCCAGUUCCCUGGGAUCCUCAUUUCCCUUCCUCCUGCAUUUCCUGGUCUUCUCCAGGACCUUCCCGGCUGUCCCCUCAGGGUCCACAUGUUAAGCUUAAUAAAUGUGCAUUCG
Molecule: messenger RNA, 693 nt
Organism: Chionomys nivalis (European snow vole)
Lineage: Eukaryota; Metazoa; Chordata; Mammalia; Rodentia; Cricetidae
Gene: Fxyd7
Product: FXYD domain containing ion transport regulator 7
Exons: 6
Coding region: 96-329 (77 amino acids)
Biological process (GO): regulation of sodium ion transmembrane transporter activity
Cellular component (GO): membrane
Molecular function (GO): sodium channel regulator activity
Source: RefSeq, a predicted model, not a curated record